AUGGAGAGCCAACCAUCGGAUGAGUCCGUUUCCGCACUCUAUGUGAGAAGAUGUGUAUAUUUCGCUUUCUUUGGUCGACCGUCUGAGACUCCGCCAACCCCAAUUGACGAAGACUAUUCAACGCCCCAUAGCUCCCCUCAUCCGCCUCCGUCGCCGCUGUUCGUCCCUGAAGAAAACAAUCCGUCAGACGACCGCCAGAUGACGGGGAUCUCGGAUCAUGUGAUUGACAGACCUGACACGCAGCGUCGGAAUAGGAGACGCGAGGAGCGGCGGGAACGGCGACAGCGGCGGCGGCAAGAGCGGGAGACUCGGCGACGGCAGAGAGAGUCUCGCCGUCAACGAAUGUCCAGUGGUGGACAUGAAGGCGGACAGGCCGCCAGACCCCAUUCUGUAGACCAAAACCAUGGGGAAUCAAGUCGCGGGUCUUCCGGAAAUAUCACGGAAGUGGAAAUCGACGCUGGGAAUGAGCAUGAAUCUACACAGCCGGAAGACACAAUAAUCGAGGAACUGAGAGGUAACGCACUCACCGCUAACCAGACGCCAGUUGACCCAUCGGUAGCGGAACCGAUUGAAAUCGAAGCCGCGCUUGAGAAAGAUUCUCAAGCGGCAGAUACUCCUGAUGAUAUAAUGGUGCCAGAGCUCGUUAUCGAUGAUACCGAGGACAAUUCCGGGCCACACGACUUCAUAGAAGCGAAUACACUAGGAGAGAUAGACGAAAAUGAGUCCUUAACUCGACAGGAGCCUGACCACCUUGGCGAACUGCCGUCAGGUCAUCUUAUAGAAGAUCGUCGAUCCGUUCUCAGUGCUUUAAACCAGCAUAGGGCUGUGCGACGACGAUCCCGACCCUUAGGACACAAGCGGACGGUCAUAUCCAGACGACAGGCUGCAGCACAGACCCGCCUCGGCGGUAAGAACCGUCGUCUGACGCAAGUAAAUAUAAAACAGGGGCAUAAGCUCACCUCCCAUGCGGACCUUCCAAUCCAAAGUCCACUCGAAGAGGUUAUAGCGGAAGAGAGGGCUCAAACGCUUGCGCAGUUAGAAGAGGGUCCAGUCAUCUCAGAAUCGGUCGUUGCAGAUCAUGCUGAUCUUCCCCAAACGUCCCCUCUACCUUCUGUGCCAGAGUUCCUCGGUAGAGUGCACGAGCCCGAAAGUCCAGUGGAGGAGAGUCAUGAGCCCACCAACAUUGGGGAAGACCCGCACGAGACAGAAAUAGAGGACCAUAAUGUGACUCCAGAGAUAAUCAUCCACGAGCCGUCUCCUGGGCGUAUUCCGGAACAUCCCACGGACAAUGCCAGGUUGAACACCCCCACAGAAGCAAAUACAUCACCGCGAGAAGUGGCUGACGGUGAGGCUCUAAUUCGACAAGAAGAUGACCGUCUUGUAGAACCUCCCUCCACACUCCGCUCAUCAAGACAGCAUAGGGCUGCUCGACGUUCCCGACUCUCAGGGCUUCCCUCCACACUCCGCUCACCAAGACAGCACAGGGCUGCUCGACCUUCCCGACUCUUAGGGCUCAAUCGAUCGGCGAAAGCCAGACGACAGGCUGCACAAAGACAUCGCGGCGGAAAAGCCCAUCGUCUCACACAAGUAGAUAUGAAGCAAGGGCAUCAGUUCACUCCCGGUGCAAACCUUGGAGCUGAGAAACUGCCUCCAACCGAGGAUCUCACAGGGCAGAGCCCACCUGAAGCGGUGGUGGCGGAAGAGAGGGCACAAGCAGUGGCCCAAUCAGCAGAGCCUCCAGCCGUCUCUGACUCGGCCGUUGCCGAUCCUGCCAAUCCUCCUCUGCCUUCGAUGCCAGAAUUGAUUGCUCGGUUGCAAUCUCGUCGAAAAGUUCCGAGAGACAAGAGAAUCGCCGAGGAAGCACGACGUCGACGGGAAGCCAAGCAGCGGGCAGAAAAUACUCCGCGAGCAGCCCAGGAAUUCGAAAAUGACUUCACUCAGACUCAGAGCGGGGACGAUCUCUUCAAUGACAACAACAACGGUGAGAUCGCUCCACUUGAAGGCAAUCAUGCUCCUCCUGCUGCUACUGGUGGUGGUGGAGCAAACCAGAGACUUCGAUCAACAAGCCCACCAAGCCAACCUCUGAAGGCUGGGCGAAAACAAUUUGCUCGGCCUGCUCGCCAGGGUCCGUAUCGGCGUCCAAUCGAAAAAGGCCAAGGAGACCGAGAUCGACCUCUCACGCAGAUCGAUAUGCAGCUGACGACUUCAGAUCAACCUACCAUUGCCCCGGGAGAUCCGCCACUGCCGGCCAUUCCUCUGACUGAGCCGGCGCCGAUCGAGAACGCGUCCAACGCGCUUCCAGUUCCCCCGCCUCCUAAUGGUAGUGUCGAACGCAGGAGGAAAGCCGCCAAUAAGAUUCGAGAACAGCGGCCACCCAUUGUUGCCAAUCCUCACGAGCCGUCCGAUGAUCUGGUCAUCUUCCGGGUCUGGACUGGGACUCGGUGGACGGAGCGGAAGAGAGUCGUUGCCAAUCCGUCUGAUCCCCUUCGCUGCGAGCGCGAAGCAAAACGCUUUGUAGAAGCAUAUCAUGCACAGCUCCGAGAUGCGCGGCUGCGUAUGCUGAUGCCUUCACAAUGUCUUCAGUCGGCUCGACAGGAUGGUAGCCAAUCCGUGUUUCUGAUCUUUCCCGAAGACCGGACUGUCAACAAAGCCAUGGAACAGGCGGCGGCAGCGUUCAUAGGCUUCAGACGUCGUUAG
Messenger RNA from Talaromyces marneffei, 2697 nucleotides. RefSeq lists its product as uncharacterized. Lineage: Eukaryota; Fungi; Ascomycota; Eurotiomycetes; Eurotiales; Trichocomaceae. The coding region runs from base 1 to 2697 and encodes 898 amino acids. The transcript is spliced from 3 exons. The record is from RefSeq and is a predicted model, not a curated record.